AUGGGGCUGCUAAUAACAACCAUAUCGCUAGUCAUCUCAGCUAUAUCCUGGCUAGACUGCGCAGUCUCUGCCCCUCGCGUCCCCCCCGAGCUCGACCUUUCCCGAUUCCAAGACCAGAACAUCAUCACACGCGAUGUGUGCAUCAUAGGCGGCGGUUCCGCUGGCACAUACGCAGCAAUUCGUCUUCAAGAAAUGAAUCAGAGCGUUGUCGUGGUAGAGAAAAACGACCACCUGGGCGGACAUGUCAAUACCUACGACGACCCGGCAACCGAAACCGCCGUCGACUAUGGAGUGCUAUAUUACGAGAACCUACCCUUGGUGCGAGAUUACUUUCACCACUUCGAUAUUGAACUGGAGAAGGUUUCAAUUCUAGAGCAGAACUCCACACAGCGUCGUGUGGACCUUCGAACCGGGACUCCAGUAGGCCCAGCCGAGGGCAACAUGCUUGUGGCAUUGGCGGCUUACUCGGCCCAGUUACUCAAGUACCCUUAUCUCAACACCGGCUUCAACCUUCCUUACCCCGUACCCCCGGAUUUGCUGCUCCCGUUCGGCGACUUUGUGAAGAAGUAUAACCUGGAGGGAGCGGUCGAUAUCAUUGCGAUGUUUAAUCAAGGCGCGGGAGAUAUAUUGCAGCAGACAACCCUCUACAUGAUGAAAUAUUUCAGCCUUGAUGUGAUCCAAAGCGCAUUAGGGGGGUUUCUGAUCCCAACCAGUCACAACAAUAGCGAGCUGUACGGCGCUGCGCAGGAAGAGCUAGGUGAGGACGUCUUACCGAAUAGCAUCGUCACUUAUACACACCGCAACGAGGAGAGAGAGUUUGCCUAUGCGGUGGUGGAAACGCCAUCCGGGGCGAAAGUGAUUCGCGCCCGGAAACUCAUCAUAGCCAUUCCGCCCAAGCUGGAUAUGCUGAAGGGAAUGGACCUGGACGAGUCAGAACGAGCGUUGUUCGGGCAGUUCAAUAACACAUGCUACUACACUGCUCUCGCCAGGAUCCCGGGUCUUCCGGAAGAUAUGCAAAUUGUGAACCGUGCAGUCGAUAUCCUUUACCAACUGCCGUCUCAGCCUGCGAUCUACGUGAUAAAUACUACGAGGGCACCGAAGCUGUUUUCUAUCCUCUACGGAAGCAAAGGCCACAUGACGGAAGCAGAGGUUAAGGGUAAUAUGACUCGCAGUGUCAUGCAAUUAAGGAAUGCUGGCAUCCCGGUUGAACCGCCGGAGUUCGUUCAAUAUUCUGAUCAUAGCCCGUUCCUAUUGACUGUCCCGCCGGAUGCGAUUCGCAAUGGCUUCUACAGACAUCUGAAUGAUUUGCAGGGCCACCGCAAGACGUACUAUAUGUCUGCCACGUUUAAUUCGCAUGAUUCAGCGCAGAUCUGGUCAUUCAUUGAGAGUUUACUACAGACGAGCUUUCUGUGA
Aspergillus pseudotamarii is the source of this 1413-nucleotide messenger RNA. Its product is annotated as amine oxidase, flavin-containing superfamily. The record is from RefSeq and is a predicted model, not a curated record. Lineage: Eukaryota; Fungi; Ascomycota; Eurotiomycetes; Eurotiales; Aspergillaceae. The transcript has a single exon. Bases 1 to 1413 code for a protein of 470 amino acids.